Molecule: messenger RNA, 2296 nt
Organism: Heterotrigona itama
Lineage: Eukaryota; Metazoa; Arthropoda; Insecta; Hymenoptera; Apidae
Source: the annotation of a GenBank genome assembly
AUGUAUGUACUUAAGUAUGAAAUUCCAUGAAGUUAACUGAAGGAAAAUAGCUGAAAUUUUAAAGUAAAUAUAUAUUAGUUUUUGAUAUCUUAAUAUAAAAAUAUUAUAACCUAACCUUCAUUGCUUUAUGCAACAUUAUUUUAAGAUAAUAACGCAUAAUACAUAUUGUAAAAAGCAAUACAAAAUGCGAUAAAAAUUUUAUACCUAUAUUAUAAAUUAAAAUACUUUUAAAAUAUUUUUACAGUGUUACUAUGACGCGUAAGUGUGUGUUGUGCAAGGAAACCAAUUACAGAAACACUUACAGCUUUUUCUCAGCACCAAAAGAUCCAGAAACGCGUAAAAAGUGGCAAAAUGCCAUAGCUAUUGAGAAUUAUGUUGUUACUGAUGACACAUAUGUUUGUAGUAAACAUUUCCACAAAGAUGAUAUCAUUACACAUUGGGUUAGUGGAGUACCACCACAUGUGAUAACUAUAAAAUAUAAGAAAUGCAGAUUGAGACCAGGAGCUGUACCUGGAAGGAGUUAUCACCUUCAAGAAAAUGCACAAAUUCAAGAAAAUUCCAGUGAUUUUGAUAAUAAUAUAAUAAUAAAAAAAGAAACAAAUUUCCUUAUACCUAGAACUGAAGAGAAGUUACAAGUAAAUAAUGAUGAGAAUCAUAAAGCUACAUAUUUGAAUUAUCAGUCUUAUCGUAAUGUUAAUGAUUAUGUACAUAAUUCGAAGCAAAACUUUCCAAAUAAAAUGGAAUUAUCAGAAAAUGUUUCAAAUGUAAAUGGAUCUACAUUUAAAGAAUCUCCAAAGCAAAAUUUAAACCAAGUAAAACAGAAUAAAUCAAUGAUUUUUAUGGAAAAUAGUAUUAAUAUACAAGGUAGUAUUAACAUAAAGGAAGAACUAACAGAAAAUAUAAACUCUGAAGACAAAAGAGAAAAACAAAGUCAAAUAUCCAAAGAGGAUUCUUGUCCCAAUAUAUCCAAGAAAGUUUCGCUCUCAAGUUUUCAGUCAUCCUUUAAAGAUUAUAUUUCCGAAGAACAUGAAACAAUGAUAUGGAAAGCAAUGAAGAAAAGAAAACUAACAGAUGAUAAUUUUGAAGCAACAAAGAAUGUAUAUAUUGAGAAUCAAAUAAUAUACAAUUUAAACUAUGAUCAAUUGGAUGAAUAUUAUCCUAUGUAUAAUGAAAAUGACGAAAAUGAUGAAAAUGAAAUGUUGUUUGAAGAUUUGCUCGAAGUAUGUACAGAAGUAUUAUUACCACGUGGUUGGUCUUGUUUAGUAACGUCAAAAGGCCACACAACAACAAUAGUAUAUUUAUUUAUGGGAAUGACAAAAAGUGGAAUGCCUUUCACAGAAAAACAAGUGUUUAUAAAAAGUGAUAUGAUGUUGCACUGUGCUGUUGUAAAUAAAGAAAUUAAUCCACUUAUUUACAAUCUUAUAAGAGCAGGAAAACAUUUACAAGUACAAAAUUUAUUAGAUAUAGAAGAACUUAUUGAUGAAUUUGAUCGAAGGACUAUUUGUCAAGGUAUUUAUACAUAUAUAUAUAUAUAUAUAUCUUUUUUUCUUUGGUUCAUGUUACUAAGAAACAAAUGUUUUUUGUUUUCCCAAUUAGGUAUAUACAAUACUGAAAAGUUCCAAAACAUUAAUCGUAUCAUAGUUGCUUAUAAAGAUGGUAUAAAAUGGAGACACAUUUUAUGCCCAUUAAUAGUGAAUACUGAUUCACUAAGAUGUACAAAAUGUAUUUCCCUAUCUUAUACAUUGCAGCAUAAAUCGAAAAAACUUAUAUUUCUUCGCAAUCCUUCAAUAUUUACAAAACAGCAGCAAAUGUACUCAGUGCGCCAAAAAUAUAAACAAACAAUAAAUACAAACAAACAAGAUACUGGACAUGAAUCUAUAAAUAUAUUCAAAUAACAACUUGAAAUAAAAUUUUUUAAAAAGUACAAUUUCUAAUUUUGUUUUCUUUUUUAAAUCUUAAUUACUUGUAAAGGAUAUAUUAAUUAUUUUAGAAAAAACAAAAUUAUUUUGAAAAAAAGAUGUUCUUUAAUUUGUAUAAUUUGCAUAUUUUUGCUUUAUCUCUCAAUAUGAACAUCAUUUUAUAAACUUUAUCAUUUAUUAAUUAACAUUAGACGACUUCUUUUAUCUACGAAAUUUAUGUUUACGUCCUUUGUCUCUCGAUUUGUGUUCCUGAAACAAUUUACAUAAGUUACUAUAUUUAUUUAAUUAAUUAAUAUUAAAAAUAGUGUCAAUUCUUUUUACCGUGGACCAUUCUAUUUUUAGUUGUUUUAACAUUUUUGGCGUUAGAAGACCUCUAG